Messenger RNA from Myotis daubentonii (Daubenton's bat), 1638 nucleotides. RefSeq names its product actin related protein 3B (gene ACTR3B). Lineage: Eukaryota; Metazoa; Chordata; Mammalia; Chiroptera; Vespertilionidae. The record is from RefSeq and is a predicted model, not a curated record.
UCUGGGCUCCCGCGGCGGAGCUGCGGCGGCUCCCGGGAGCGGGAGGCUCGUGGCGAGCGCGGCACGAGGAGGGCGGCGGGUCCUCCGGGGGCUCUCGCGUGGCCGAGCGGCGCGCUGCCGGGCAUGGCGGGCUCCCUGCCUCCCUGCGUGGUGGACUGCGGCACCGGGUAUACCAAGCUUGGCUACGCAGGCAACACUGAGCCCCAGUUCAUUGUCCCUUCAUGUAUUGCCAUCAGAGAGUCAGCAAAGGUAGUUGACCAAGCACAAAGGAAGGUGUUGAGGGGCGUGGAUGACCUGGACUUUUUCAUUGGGGAUGAAGCCAUCGAUAAACCCACAUACGCCACCAAGUGGCCAAUAAGACACGGAAUAAUCGAAGACUGGGAUCUUAUGGAAAGGUUCAUGGAACAUGUGAUUUUUAAAUAUCUUCGAGCUGAACCUGAGGAUCAUUAUUUCCUAAUGACAGAACCUCCGCUGAACACACCAGAAAAUAGAGAAUAUCUUGCAGAAAUUAUGUUUGAAUCUUUUAAUGUACCAGGACUCUACAUUGCAGUUCAGGCAGUGCUGGCCUUGGCCGCGUCGUGGACGUCUCGGCAGGUCGGCGAGCGCACGCUGACAGGCAUCAUCAUCGACAGCGGGGACGGGGUCACCCACGCCAUCCCAGUGGCGGAAGGUUAUGUAAUCGGAAGCUGCAUCAAACACAUCCCGAUUGCAGGUAGAGAUAUUACGUAUUUCAUUCAACAGCUGCUAAGGGAGAGGGAGGUGGGAAUCCCUCCUGAGCAGUCACUGGAGACCGCAAAAGCCAUUAAGGAGAAAUACUGUUACAUUUGCCCUGACAUCGUCAAGGAAUUUGCCAAGUACGACCUGGACCCCAGGAAGUGGAUCAAGCAGUACACGGGCAUCAAUGCCAUCAACCAGAAGAAGUUCGUGGUGGAUGUGGGCUACGAACGGUUCCUGGGCCCCGAGAUUUUCUUCCACCCCGAGUUUGCCAACCCAGACUUCGUGGAGUCCAUCUCGGAUGUUGUUGACGAAGUGAUACAGAACUGUCCCAUCGAUGUGCGCCGUCCGCUGUACCAGAACGUCGUUCUUUCAGGAGGCUCGACAAUGUUCAGAGACUUUGGACGGCGGCUGCAGAGAGACUUGAAAAGGGUGGUGGAUGCCAGACUGCGACUCAGCCAAGAGCUCAGCGGCGGCAGAAUAAAGCCCAGGCCGGUGGAGGUGCAGGUGAUCACGCACCACAUGCAGCGCUUCGCCGUGUGGUUCGGCGGCUCCAUGCUCGCCUCCACCCCCGCGUUCCUGCAGGCCUGCCACACCAAGAGGGACUACGAGGAGCGCGGCCCCAGCAUCUGCCGCCACAGCCCCGUGUUCGGAGUCCUGUCCUAGCGUCAGCCUGGCCCUUGGCCUGUGGGUCACCUCGCCAGCCCGCUGUCCUUCGGGCCCUGCAGAGCGGGGUCAGCGGUGAUGCCGAUGUUGGGGGACACGAGGCACCUGCGCCAGGCGGAGCCCCUGGGCCGCGGUGCCCCCCCUCCUCACGCCCUGCACUCCAGCCGGCCUCUGGGGACGCGGGAAUGUUGGAAGGAGCUUAACUGCGACUACUCACCGUUCGGAAAACAGCCAGACUGUGGCGCAGAGCAGCCUCCU